Molecule: messenger RNA, 1751 nt
Organism: Xenia sp. Carnegie-2017
Lineage: Eukaryota; Metazoa; Cnidaria; Anthozoa; Malacalcyonacea; Xeniidae
Exons: 6
Coding region: 99-869 (256 amino acids)
Biological process (GO): ephrin receptor signaling pathway; axon guidance
Cellular component (GO): plasma membrane
Molecular function (GO): ephrin receptor binding
Source: RefSeq, a predicted model, not a curated record
GUCAUGAAUGACCCUUUAGGCGAUCUUCCGUUUACGAUAGAUCAGCGAGCAAAACAAUACACUGGUCAGUUAUUGCGCAGAUCUGCUUCAGUGCAACAAUGAAUUUUUGGCAAUUUGAACUCAUACUAUACUUCGGAUUAUUUUAUGCUGUUAGAGGAAUACCACAGUACUUCUAUCCACCAGUUUUCUGGCAUAUGAACAGUUGUCCAUUUAGCAGAUUGGCUGAAACACACCUGACAAAUUCGACAAAAGAAUUUUACAUAAAAGUUUUACCUUAUACGGGAAUGAACAUUGUUUGUCCCAGUGAAGCGUCCGUUAACACGUGGCGAUCACGCCCUUUGUAUACGGAUUCGCUGUAUGAAAACCUGUGGCACGUGAACAAAGCGGGAUACGACAAAUGCGAAGUGAAUGACGGCGGUAAACUUCUCUUGGUGUGCAAUAAUCCCAGUUAUGUCAAAAAAUUGCAGUUUGGAUUUCAUCCGCGAUACUCAGCUAAAGAGCCAAGAUUUAUUCCGGGAAAACAUUACUACUUUAUAAGUACAAGCGUUGGUUAUCCUGAGGAUCUUCACACCCGGAAGACAAGUGGGCCUGAUGGACAUUGUUUAACCAAUCACAUGAAACUUCACAUCUAUGUUUGCAACCCUAAAGUUGAGACAUGCCUCUGGGAGCCACCAAUAUGCGAACCACCAAAAGAGAUUCAAUACCGAAUGGAAAUGAUCAAUGGUGUACUACAAAGACCAAGACUGCCAAGCCCACCAACAACUGAGAGCACAUCACCAAUAACUAAGUUGAAAAAAAUAACAAUUACUACGGGAGCAACAUCUGAAGUUUUGCCCCCCUCAAACACUGCAAUACAGAGAAGAAUGUAAAGAUGAAGCUUCCGUUCAUUUGGUGAUGAAUUUUGUUCUUGGUGGUGUCAUACUGUUUUUGAUUCUUAUUGUCAUAUUGUUGGCUUGCGCUCUUUCAAGAACGACAAAACAGUGCACAUUGAAAAGAGCCAAAUCAACGGAAUCAAAACAAACAAGAAUGUGCGAAAGCGUUCCAGUGCAGCUACCACCCAACAUGGUACCAAUUGGAUCGGCUCACGGUGAUUACAUGGUUUAUACAAGACCAGCCACGUCUGAUUCACUAAGCCAGGCAAACAUAAGGACACCAUCUUAUCAUAACUAUGAAGCACCGAUGUUUUGUUUCCCGGAUGUUUCAUCACAGAGGAGUAGAGGAGACUCAAUACAAAGAAGCCUGGCAGGCUCGACCCAUGCAAGAUGUGCAACAGAACAAGGUCUCUCAGACGUGUGAUCAAAUUGAUUUGAUGUCAUCGUCACUAUCAAGCCAAAGUGGAUCAUUCGCCCUUGCAUUUCAAGAAAGUUUUAUGGUAAACGAUAAGGAAGUGGGAUUGAAAAAAUAUGGGCUAGAAAUCAAGAUUUCAAGAGGCGAUCCUAAAAGGUUUCAGCGAGUUUCGUAAGUUGAUGUUUACAUUUGAUAGAGCAAAUAAAUAGAGAUAGAUGAACAGAACUGAGUAAAGUAGCAUAAACAGAUUUUUUAGAAACAUUAGUAAAUAUCUUCAUAGAGCUGUAGGCUUCUUCUCAUAAAAUGACUGCAAUACACACCCAUUCAUACACUGUAAAAUCAAUAAUUGUACGUUUCCAUGAAUUAUUUCCUUAAAGUUACAUUUGAGAAUACUGUAAAUAGUAAUUUGUACAAUCCAUAGAGAUAAGUGUUUUCCCAAUUAAAUGUUUUUAAAGGUGAAAAAA